This is a messenger RNA of Cynocephalus volans (Philippine flying lemur), 942 nucleotides long. RefSeq names its product olfactory receptor 2AP1-like. The transcript has a single exon. Gene Ontology annotation, molecular function: olfactory receptor activity; G protein-coupled receptor activity. Gene Ontology annotation, cellular component: membrane. Bases 1 to 942 code for a protein of 313 amino acids. The record is from RefSeq and is a predicted model, not a curated record. NCBI's taxonomy places the organism in Eukaryota, Metazoa, Chordata, Mammalia, Dermoptera, Cynocephalidae. Gene Ontology annotation, biological process: G protein-coupled receptor signaling pathway.
AUGUUAGCGAUGAAAAACCAGACUUUGACUGAAUUUAUCCUGCUGGGACUGACAGACAUCCCGGAGCUUCAAUUUAUCAUUUUCACGCUUCUCCUCCUUGCCUACAUGUUUGGCAUCUUAGGUAAUCUGAUCAUCAUCGUCCUGACGCUACUGGACUCCCAGCUCCAGACUCCCAUGUAUUUCUUCCUCAGGAACUUCUCCUUCCUAGAAAUUUUCUUUACGUCCACUUUUACUCCUAGACUGCUGUUCAGCAUCUCAACUGGGAAUAAAACCAUCAGCUUUGCUGGAUGCUUCACUCAGUAUUUCUUUGCCAUAUUCCUCGGGGCCACAGAGUUUUACCUUCUGGCUGCUAUGUCCUAUGACCGCUACGUGGCCAUCUGCAAACCCCUGCAUUACACCACCAUCAUGAGCAAGAGGGUCUGUAUCCAGCUGGUUCUCUGCUCUUGGUUGGGUGGAUUCCUAAUCAUCAUAUCCCCAAUCAUCCUGACCAGUCAGCUGGACUUCUGUGACUCCAACGUGCUGAAUCAUUAUUACUGUGACUAUGGACCCCUCAUAGGAAUAGCUUGCUCAGACACAAACUUACUUGAGCUGAUUGACUUUAUCUUAGCAGUGAUGACCUUGGUGGUCACCCUGGUGCUGGUGAUUCUCUCCUAUGCAAACAUAAUCAAGACCAUUCUGAAGCUCCCCUCUGCUCAGCAAAGGAAAAAGGCCUUUUCCACAUGUUCUUCCCACAUGAUUGUCAUCUCUCUCUCUUAUGGCAGCUGCAUCUUCAUGUAUGUAAAACCUUCAGCAAAAGGAGUUGCGUUCAAUAAGGGAGUAGCUGUGCUCAACACUUCAGUUGCCCCUUUUCUGAACCCAUUCAUUUAUACUUUAAGGAAUAAACAAGUAAAACAAGCCUUCGAGAAUGUGACCAGAAAAAUAGUGCACCUUUACUCAUUCUAA